GAUUCUUUCCCCAAGUCCCAGCCGCCUCACACAAGCUUGAUCCGUCGCCGCCGCCAAUCUGGAUCCCUGCCCCUGAGCGCGAGGCGGCGGGCUGAGGUGCCUGCGGAGGACUCAGGCGCAUCAAUGGAGAAGGGGGGCGAAUGGGGGAAGCCGCGGCCGCACGGCAGCACCAAGUUCGAUGAACCAUCCGUCAUUCCGGACUGGGCGUCGCUUCCACCGGAGCUCGUCCAAGGCAUCGCCGACUGCGUACUCUCCACCACCGGCGGUGUCGACGCGUACAUGGACAUGAGGGCCGUCUGCCCCAGCUGGCGCUCCGCCAUCGCCAAGCCAUCUCCACUCGACGCAGUCGCGGAUCUUCGAUUCCGCCCACGGCAUUGGGUCAUGGUCGACCUGAAAUCCGACAGCGACAACGACGACGCCCGCCUCUUCCUCCACGGUCCCACCGGGCGGUUCCGCCAGCUGCGCCUCCCGGUGCUCCGCCACCACAUCCUUGUCGAUGCUUCUGACGGUCUUCUCGUCCUCGCGGACAGGAAGCCCCCGCACUUGGCUCGUGUCCUCAACCCCUUCACAGGUGACAUCAUCCACUUUGACGCAAGUUUCAUGGAUACAAAUACAACAUGGCAUACCGCGGUGAGCGGAGGCUCUCAUUUCACGCUCUUCUUGUGGAGAAGAGGCACCUUGUUUUCUGCUGCUCAAUCCAGCAAUGUAUUCACACAGAAGGACUUUACAAAGGAAAUUGGUAUCUACUUGAUGAGCAUGCUUAGCUUCCAGGGCAACAUAUAUUGUGUCAAUGAAGGUGGAUGUGUAUUCAAGUUUGUCACGCCAGCAGAGCACCUGGCCAUAGCCAAGUGGUCGCCGGAUGCAGAGGGAGACGACAGCGAAUUGCAUUAUCUCGUCGAGUCUUCUGGGGAACUGCUGCUCAUUCGCUAUGUGGACCAAACCAUGAAAGUUUUCAGAGUCGACGUUGAGCACAAGUUGUUGGAGGAGGUCGAGAGCCUCGGCCGCCGUGCGCUGUUCCUCGGUGAAGAGAGGUGUGUGUCUCUUGAUGCAGAUAAGCUUCCGUCUGUUGACGGAGACUGCAUAUACAUGGUAGAUUUUCUGGAUGAGGGUGACAUGUGCGAGUAUAACCUAAGAGGUGGCAUGGUGAAUAUUAUCUGCGGCCAGGAAUCUAUUGAGGAUCGUCCUUUCAGCCUUGUUCAGCAGCUUCUCUUCCGGUACUGUGAUCUCCGUUUCCACUUGUAAAUUAAGGUUAUGAAAACAAACCUAUUCUGGCCUUGAUGCUACUGUCUGCUCCCACCUAAGUACUUGUACGCUUAUUGUAGCUAACAUAUUCAGUUAUCCACGUGGGAACAGUUAUGUAUUAUUUCAGUUAUCUCUUUCAUCGGUCAUAGUUUUGCAUCCGCUCUACUGAUGUUGUUUAU
Molecule: messenger RNA, 1421 nt
Organism: Lolium rigidum
Lineage: Eukaryota; Viridiplantae; Streptophyta; Magnoliopsida; Poales; Poaceae
Exons: 1
Coding region: 124-1242 (372 amino acids)
Source: RefSeq, a predicted model, not a curated record